Molecule: messenger RNA, 1169 nt
Organism: Chelonus insularis
Lineage: Eukaryota; Metazoa; Arthropoda; Insecta; Hymenoptera; Braconidae
Product: ankyrin repeat domain-containing protein 54-like
Exons: 3
Coding region: 212-1051 (279 amino acids)
Biological process (GO): protein K6-linked ubiquitination
Cellular component (GO): BRCA1-A complex; BRCA1-BARD1 complex
Molecular function (GO): protein binding; ubiquitin-protein transferase activity
Source: RefSeq, a predicted model, not a curated record
GAACGGAGUAGUUGAACUUAAGUUAGUUGAGAGUAUUUCGUUCUGAAAACAAAACGUAUUAAACAUAUAUAGUUGUAAUAGUGAAAAAUUUUAAACGUAUUAAACGUGUAUAGUGAUAACAGCAAAAAAUUUUUUUCAAUACAGAAGUGAUACAAAGAAAGUGAAGAAAACAAUAAUAACACAACGCGGAUACAAACAAACAGACGCGAAAAUGGCAUCCGCAAAUUCAGGAGUAGAGACUGGAAAAGAUUCCAAUGAUAGUGCACAACUUGAAAAUCCAUCACAUCGAUCAUUAAAAAAUGUAUCUACAGCUGAUUCUAAUUCAUCUGAGCUACGUUUUAACAUUCCCUCGAAUUUUAAGUUGGAAUAUUUUCCAAACACAUUGGAAAGACUAGAUUUUUUUAAGAAAGCAGUAAGGGAGGAAGUAUCUUUGAGACAAAAUAAGAUUAAAUCUAGGAGUUUACGAAAAAAAAAUAAUAGUAGUUAUCAUAAUUUUAUGUUGGAAAGACGAAUAAGACGAACAGUAAUUGCUGAUAAGUUUGAUUCAAUGAAAGAAGUAUUAGAAAAAGGAAUGUCUCCAAACAUCAAUGAUGAUUUAACACGAACUUCUCUUCAUUCGGCAGCUUGCAGGAGUCAUACGGAUAUUGCAAAACUUCUACUAGAUCAUGGUGCAAAUCCCAAUGUAGUUGAUUUAAACAGCAACACUCCAUUACACUCGGCAGCAGUUAAUUGUAAAUACGAUAUGGUAACAUUAAUUUUGGAAACUGGAUCUAAUGUACUUACCGCUAAUAAUCCAUUACCGCUAGCCGAAUCAAAACUUAAAUUUCUACGAAGUUGCCGAGAAACAGAUAUGAAGAUGAUGAAGGAAGAAAUUCAUAAGAUUAUAAAUAUGCUUGUAACUCAUUUAAAAAAAAAAGAUAAUACCAAUGAACAAAUAGAAGAGCUUAGCUCAUUUUGCUCAAGAAUUUCUUUGUCAAAUACUCAAGAUCAAGUUCAAGAUGAUUUAAAUAGUUUACUUGCCAGCAUUAAUGCACUAAGUUUGACAACUUAGAGAUUACAAAAUUAAAUAAUCAUUUAAAUGAUUAUAAAUUAUUAUUUAGAAUAUUGAAUAUUUUAGUUGAAUAUCUCUAUUGAAUAUGUACUUUUUUUUAAUAAAUAACAUUUUUAGA